Messenger RNA from Naegleria lovaniensis, 912 nucleotides. RefSeq lists its product as uncharacterized. Gene Ontology annotation, molecular function: protein binding. The transcript is spliced from 2 exons. NCBI's taxonomy places the organism in Eukaryota, Heterolobosea, Eutetramitea, Acrasida, Naegleriidae. Bases 1 to 912 code for a protein of 303 amino acids. The record is from RefSeq and is a predicted model, not a curated record.
AUGAAAGAAUUAUUGCUCAAAGAAACUCCCUCACUGGCAUUCAAUAAUUUAUUGGUUCAUACAAAAGGAAAUGUAUUGUGCUACAUUUCUAAUGGAAGUAUUGUUACGAGAAAUUUGUCUGACUUUUUUGCAGGCAAGGGAGAAGAGAUGGUCAUUCCUAACCUUUCCGAAUAUGAGGUCAAGAAUUUGGCCAUUUGUAUGAAUGGAAAGUGUUUGGCUGCGUCCUGCGAAAUUGGGGUGUUGUUCUAUGACAUUGCCAAUUUUUCUCUGUUGUACUUUUACAAAAUUGAAGGAAAUGUUACUUUUUCUUAUGGUCCGUUAGCAAGUGACGAACAUAGAGUAUAUGUUGGAGAUUCUUCGGGUAACAUUACUUGUUUUCGUCUCAAUUCCAUGGAUGACAUUCAAUUUGAGUCUUCAGCAAAUAUUGCAACAGUUGGCAUCACUGCUUUGCAAGCGUUUUCCGAUUCAAAACUUUGUGCUGGAUUGGCAAAUGGUGACAUUGCUUUUAUUAACAAUCUUAAUACAAUCAUCAAGUUGCACAAAAACAAAGUGGAAGCUCUCGAAUAUCCAUGUACGGGAAUUCAAAUUGUGAAUGACACUGCUGUCACUGCUUUCGGAAGUGGACAUGUUAGGUUGUACAUCUUGAAAAAUGGAUUCAAUAAGAUGGCAGAAAUAGGAGCGCAUUCAAAGGGAGUUUCUGCCCUCCACGCGUUCGAAGACAAGGGAGCCAUUAUUUUUGCAACAACCAGCGAAGAUUGUUCUGUUUUUAUUUGGAAGUACGAACACGAAUUUUCUGCAAUUAAGGGCGAGCGUAUCAAGGAUUGUCUGUUAACUGGAGUACAGUUUGUUGAGAGCAAUCGAGUAUUAGUAUCGUCCUUUGAGAAGAAAAGCUGCUAUUUAUUAGAAUGCUAG